AUGCGCACAACCAUGAGCCCCAAUAAGGGCGAAACAGCUGUCCAUGGCUGCCACUGCCGGGGUGAUAUGCUUGUGUGCAUGCCUAAGGUACUGGCCGUACUUCGGAGUUGGUACGUGUGCCUCGGUGCAGUUAAUUGGUAUUGUUUCUAAAUCUUUCAGUCAAUUUAAACGAUUGGCUCAUCUGAAUUUCUGACUUUUAAGUACUGUGUACACGGCAUUCAUGAAAAGCAGGUCUUAGUUAGGUUAGUUAUGGUUUUGCAUGCUGUUUAGGGUACUUAGGUUUAUUUAAGAUUUUUUAUACUCCUGAUGAAUUUUACCGGGUUUAAAUAAAGAAUUAUUCUUUACUCUUCCUAUCAGUUGAAAUCCGGAGUACCCCACCCCCCCUGGCGAGGAUGCAAAACCGAAAGUCACUGGACAGUGUACAGGGGAACUCAACAGGAAAUUUUAAAACAACAACAAAGCUUAAAUAAAGCUUUCUGAAGCCAUUUUAAGCAUUUUGAGAGAUUGCUACUAAAAAUUAAUCUGUUCCUCACUCCCAGGAAGACUGAUGGAAGAGUUCCCAGCCGGCAGGGUGCACCUAUAACCUACAACCUGACUUACUGGAAGUUUCCCAGCAGACGUAUGUCCAGACAUUACUGGCCAGUUGUGGUGUGGUCAUAGGGCAAAGUUCACCCCUCAGCAGUGGGGGUGGGGGGGAGGGGUUUGGGGCAGGGGUUUCUGAUGCAUAACACAUAGUAACUAUUCUAAACAUCAAAUCCCCUCAGACACAUUUUUUUCUUAGCAACACUUUCCUUCCAGGGACAUAUUAUUUCUUCCACAUCUCCCAGCCAGCAAAAAUUGGCUUGAAGAACAGAUAUUUUGAGCAACAGAUCCUUUGGGUGCCCCUGAGUGUAGCCUAGCAGCACUAUACGAUGCGUCCCUAGGAGUGCAAAGUUUCUUGAUUGAAGUUUUGAGACUAACGUUCCAAGUCCUUUAACAAACUUGUUUAGCAAAUCACGCCGUGGUUGGGGACAUUGAACGAAGGGUAUUCAUAGAUUAUAAUAAUUUGAACUGAAUUGAACUGUUGCAAAUAAAUAAUUUAAACAACUCUUGAUCGGCUGAAAGGUGAAGGUGGAUUACUUUACGUCAAGUAAAUUCUUGUACCUAACUUCCAUUUGUUGAUUUGUAGAUGAGUGUAAAACAGGACAGCAUAACUGCCACGAUGAUGCGUACUGCACCAACACCAAGCGUUCCUUCACUUGUACUUGUAAGCCAGGAUAUACUGGGGAUGGUGUUAACUGUGCAGGUAGCAAACCAUACGAAGCUUAAACUAACAGGAUUUCAUCUUUAGUUUUAUGCUUUUCCAUACCAUAAAGAUUAGAGCCAAUCAGAAAUCUGGAAACCGGUUUCAUAUUUAGUCAAUGGUAUGUCACAAAUCGGUAGUUUCUACCUGUUGUGGACGGGUUCAAUCACAAAAUGACGUAAUACAAAAGAUUAAAAAGACACUGUACAAUAUCUACACCACAUAACAAUAGCUAACCAACAAAUGGUUUCCCCAUCACCAAGAAACACCCCACAGGUCGUAUCCAUGAAAAAUGUCUGGUGUUAGUUGCAGCCUACGAACAGGCUCACAUAUGCGAUUUCGAGGGAAAUUUGGGCGUGCACAUUUCCAAGCCCUUUUAUUCUCGCCGGCUUUGUCUGCUCGAGCCGCCAAAAUUUUCCUUUUCGCGGGCUAAAUUCCCCCAGCGAAAGCUUUCCAAGUGUGCAACAUCUAAAUUGGUUUAUCAUUUGUAUUUUUUAGUUAUUUGGCAUUCAAUCUAACUUCCUUUUCUGUUUUGUCCACUACAAAAGUUUAUCAUUCUAUAAAAAUAUGAUAUAUAUCUAUCCUCAUUGGAUAGAAUCGACACAAAAAUCGAACCUGAUUGAUAAUUCAGCAUUAACUCUUGAUUUGCAGAUUUGCAGACAUAAAGGAGUGUGAGACUGGAAACCACCGAUGUGACCCCGAUAGUUCAGUGUGCGAUAACACUAAAGGUUCUUACAAGUGUGUCUGCAUGCCGGGUUUUUCCAAAAGUGGACAUGAACGUAAAUGUACAGGUAAAUAUACCACCGAGCACUUCAAGAUAUCAAUUGAAAUGGAUACUUUAAAAAUGUCUUCUUCUUUUGUCCAAUUUAAGUGGGGUGAAUCAGGUUGAAAUGAUAAAAGCAUCGUCAAAAUAGGAACGUAUACGGCAUAUUAUGAUGCUUAACAGAUCUACAGUUUGAUAAUUCAGCAUUAAUUCUUAAUUUUCAGACAUAAACGAGUGUGAGACAGGAAAACAGAACUGUAACGCCACCAGUUCAUUCUGCCAAAACACUAAAGGAUCAUUUAGGUGUGUUUGCAGGGAAGGGUAUUCCAGAAGUGGACCUGAACAGAAUUGUACAGGUAAAUAUACUACCGAGCACUUCAAGAUAUGUUGAUUGAAAUGGGUACUUAAAUAUAUCUUCUUCUUUUCAAUUUUCCUUUUCGCGGGCUAAAUUCCCCCAGCGAAAGCUUUCCAAGUGUGCAACAUGUAAAUUGGUUUAUCAUUUGUAUUUUUUAGUUAUUUGGCAUUCAAUCUAACCUCCUUUUUUCUUUUGUCCACUAUAAAAAUUUAUCAUUCUUUCGACCAUAAAAUAUGAUAUAUAUAUCUAUCCUCAUUGGAUAGAAUGGACACAAAAAUCGAACCCGAUUGAUAAUUCAGCAUUAACUCUUGAUUUGCAGACAUAAACGAGUGUGAAACUGGAAACAACCAAUGUGACCCUGAUACUUCAGUGUGCGAUAACACUAAAGGAUCUUACAAGUGUGUCUGCAUGCCGGGUUUUUCCAAAAGUGGACAUGAAGAUAAAUGUACAGGUAAAUAUACCACCGAGCACUUCAAGAUAUGCUAAUUGAAAUGGAUACUUUAAAAAUGUCUUCUUCCUUUGUCCAAUUUAAGUGGGGUGAAUCAGGUUGAAAUGAUAAAAGCAUCGUCAAAAUAGGAACGUAUACGGCAUAUUAUGAUGCUUAACAGAUCUACAGUUUGAUAAUUCAGCAUUAAUUCUUAAUUUUCAGACAUAAACGAGUGUGAGACAGGAAAACACAACUGUGACAACACCAGUUCAUUGUGCCAAAACACUAAAGGAUCAUUUAGGUGCGUUUGUAGGGAAGGGUAUGACGAAAGUGUACCUGAACAUAAUUGUACAGGUAAAUAUACUACCGAGCACUUCAAGACAUUUUACUUGAAAUGGGUACUUAAAUAUAUCUUCUUCUUUUCAAUUUUCCUUUUCGCGGGCUAAAUUCCCCCAGCGAAAGCUUUCCAAGUGUGCAACAUGUAAAUUGGUUUAUCAUUUGUGUUUUGUAGUUAUUUGGCAUUCAAUCUAACCUCCUUUUUUGUUUUGUCCACUAUAAAAAUUUAUCAUUCUUUCGACCAUAAAAUAUGAUAUAUAUCUAUCCUAAUUGGAUAAAAUCGACACAAAAAUCGAACCUGAUUGAUAAUUCAGCAUUAACUCUUGAUUUGCAGACAUAAACGAGUGUGAAACUGGAAACCACCAAUGUGACGCCGAUACUUCAGUGUGCGAUAACACUAAAGGAUCUUACAAGUGUGUCUGCAUGCCGGGUUUUUCCAAAAGUGGACAUGAAGAUAAAUGUACAGGUAAAUAUACCACCGAGCACUUCAAGAUAUCAAUUGAAAUGGAUACUUUAAAAAAUGUCUUCUUCUUUUGUCAAAGUGGGGUGAAUCAGGUUAAAAUGAUAAAAGCAUCGUCAAAAUAGGAACGUAUAUUUGAUAAUUCAGCAUUAAUUCUUAAUUUUCAGACAUAAACGAGUGCGAGACAGGAAAACACAACUGUAACGCCACCAGUUCAUUGUGCCAAAACACUAAAGGAUCAUUUAGGUGCGUUUGCAGGGAAGGGUAUUCCGAAAGUGUACAUGAACAUAAUUGUACA
Molecule: messenger RNA, 3921 nt
Organism: Porites lobata
Lineage: Eukaryota; Metazoa; Cnidaria; Anthozoa; Scleractinia; Poritidae
Source: the annotation of a GenBank genome assembly